This is a messenger RNA of Aedes albopictus (Asian tiger mosquito), 1842 nucleotides long. RefSeq lists its product as uncharacterized. Lineage: Eukaryota; Metazoa; Arthropoda; Insecta; Diptera; Culicidae. The record is from RefSeq and is a predicted model, not a curated record. The transcript is spliced from 6 exons. The coding region runs from base 229 to 1677 and encodes 482 amino acids.
AAUUGAACACAGCUCAGCGGGAGCCUCUCCUUUCGUUCUUCUUUCAUUUAGAGACCUUAGCUUACAACUGGCGCGGCCGAGUUGUCCAGUCGUGAACCGAAAGCCACCGAAGAAGGUUGCAUGGAUUCUCAAGGCCAAUAGAGACAGUGUUCGAAUACAAGAAGAAUCCGAUAAGGAAAGUGUUCCGGAAGAAAUUUAAACGGAGUGAUCAACGCACAUGCUGAAGAUAUGAGGCUUAACACCGCAAUUAUCAUACUGGCGUUUGCGUCACUCUCAUACGCAAGAGUCUUGGAAAAAAAAGCAAUAAAACUGACCAACAAAUCUCCCAUUGUACUAAGGCAAGAUGUUGAAGAAUAUAGUGAUAGCGAGAAUGCAGUAGAUGGUAACAUUUCCGAUUCUAAUGCGGUAGAUGAGACAGACGCAAGUGAAAUCGUGAACUGUUACGAAGUGAACUGUAAUGAGGCCAGCAAUGUAAAUGCUGAUGAGGAAACCAACUCAGAAAAUAAUGAAGUUUUGCAAGAAAUCAAUCAGGUUCCUCAGGAGCCUGUAAGUGAAGCACCAGUUGUGAACACUGACGACGCUAAUCCCAUAAAUCGUUAUUGCAAGUGUACGACUUUUGAAUGCAAUUGUUGUCGUGAUUUUGCGUUACCACUUGUUCCUGUAAAAGGUCCGGGAUGCGCCUCGGUUCAAUAUUUAGAAGGUAAUCGAAUGUCCAUUGGAGUGAAAUUCGGAGAUCGAGUUUUGGCAAGUCGAGUCAUAUCAGGACGCAAGGCAACACCCGUGUGCAUACCACUGCCAGGUGGCUUUAACCGUUUUUGCGGUCGCAUAUAUGGUAUCAACAGAAGAGCAGACGAUCACUUCAAAGCAUGUCUUGGACUAGAACUACGCGCAGAUAAUGAAAUAGAAGCGGUAUUGCGAGUAUCAUGCUUCAAGUUUGGACCACGUGGUCUAUCGGUAACCGAGCCAGAACCACUACCACCAGUUGUUGAUGUUGAUGGAGAUGAAGAUGAUGAUGACGAUGAUGACGACGACGACGAUGAUGAGGGAGAUGAUCUGCUUGGUACAUUAGGCAUUGCUGAUGAUGACGAUGAUGACGAUGAAGAAGAAGAUGAUGAAGAAGAGGGAGCCGACCUGGAAGAACCAGAUGUACCAUCAUCUGAACCAGGAUAUACUGGGUUCAGUCUUUUGGAAGGAGACUUUUUAGGAGAUUUACUUGGAACCACUGGCCAAAAAAAGAAGAAAGCAAGCACAAACAAAAGUGAUACCACUCAAUCAUUAACCAAAGACGCUGCUAAUCUUAAGCCAGUAAAGAAAGCUACUGUACCGGUAGUUGAAGCAGUCAAAUCCAACGUUACAGUUACGAAAAUAAAGGACAAGGACGAUGAAGGAUCUGAUGAGAUAACAGAUAUUGUGGAAUCAAUCGUAACUGGAGGGGUAGAUGAUAGUGCCGAAAACGAUGAUGACGAAGAAGAUGACGACGAUGAUGAAGAUGACGAUUCAAAAGAAACCAAAGGGGUUACCGAAGAAACCACCAAUGACGAAGAUGAUUACGAAGAGAGCGAAGAAGAAAACGAUGUUAACAACGACGAAGAAAGUACUGAAGCUGCGCAAACAAAGAAGCCAAAGUUUGGUUUCAGUUGGAAUAAUUUAACGAGAUUAUUUCGAAUAAUUUCAUAGAAAAUCAACGCAUCACUGAAAAGUGAGAUAAAUCAAUUAACAACAAAUGUAUUUUAAGAAGACUCUGUAAAUCUGUUCAAAACCAAGACCGUAAACAUUAUUUAUUUAAUUUAUUUUAAUUUAUUGUAGUUAUUUAUUGCAACAAAAAACUAAAUAUUUUUAAAA